Acanthoscelides obtectus is the source of this 12625-nucleotide messenger RNA. NCBI's taxonomy places the organism in Eukaryota, Metazoa, Arthropoda, Insecta, Coleoptera, Chrysomelidae. The record is from the annotation of a GenBank genome assembly.
CCGAAUCGCUGUUAUACUACAAACUCCAUAACUGUCUAUCAGUUUUUUGAGUAAUCGAAUGCUGCAGUUCCACGUGUAUUCAUCGAUUCUCACCUGGCUUAUAAUUGUUUCAGGCUCCAUAAUGUUCCACGUUCGGCGUCGUCCGGCGGACAUGGCGCCGCGUAAGCGCAAGAAGAAACCUGGGGGCAGCGGUGGCAGCGGCGGCGGGGGUAGCUUGGGCGGCAUCGCGGGCGGCCAGCAAUCAGGGGCGGGCGGCGCGGGCAGCCACCAUCACCAUCACCAAGCUGGAGUGCCGUUGCUCAUUGAGCUAGGACCGGAUGGAUCAGCGCCCCAUCCUUCGGACACUGCCAGGACUGUUAGGUUGACAGGAGAUGUUAUGGAGGUGGGCAGCGCCAACGGCAUCGGUCUGCAACUGUACGGCCCGCACAUCCAACCUCGCCACGCCGUAAUCACCCACGCCCCAGAUUCGGGUAUCACCACCGUCACCCCAUGUCACCCUGACGCGCACACCUACGUUAACGGUCAACGCAUCCACCAGACGGCGCCACUGCAGCACGGCAGUUUGGUCAAGUUCGGACACAGCAAUACGUACCGGUUUGUGGACCCCCAGCAUGAAGAGAGACUGCAGCACAGGGUAGCGCCCCAGGCGGGAUUGGAUAAUGGACAGGCGAGGUUGUAUGACAGUCGUUCGCCGAGAGCUCUCAGUCCCACAGAUCCUGUCAGGGAGAACAUCGAGACCACUUUCGAUUUAGAAGGCAAUGUGGAAACGGUAUCUACCACAAGUGGGGCCAGGGAGGACAACAGAAGUUUGGGUUCAUCGUCAGAGAAUAGGCUGAGCGGUAUCGACAGGUAUCCCCGCGGACAAGACCCCAUCCUCCCGGCCGUACUCGAGUUCCCCGAGGAACCUCAAGAGCAAUUCCUGGCCCGAGUGAUCACUCAUCUGGACGUAACCACGCCCACAUUCCGACUCGCGCCCGCUUACACGCUGUACCUGUGCGCGCGGUACCGAGCCUCUACCCACUACCGACCUGAGCUGACACCUACAGAACGAGCGCAUAAGUUGACGUUACUGUUGCAGCAUGCUGCUAUGCUCAUCAGGCACACUGUACAGGAUCGAAGUACGGACGGCAUGUCACAAGCAUUCUGGCUAGCAAACGCUAGCGAACUUCUUCACUUCUUGAAAUCCGACAGGCACGUCUCUGCCUUUUCGCUACAAGCUCAAGAUACUUUAGCCGAUGCGGUGCAGCUGGCCUUUAAGAACCUGGUAGCCUGCCUGACAGAUGAGUUGGGUCAAGCCAUGGGCUACUUGAUGUCUGUGGCAGGGGAUGAUCAUCCAAGGGAGAUCAUUAAUACGCUCAGUGCUGCCAUGAACUUGUUAAGGAAAUGCCGAGUAAAUGCAGCUCUGACCAUCCAACUGUUCUCCCAAUUGUUCCAUUGGAUCUCCGCUAAAGGGCUCGCCACUGUAGUCUCGAACGCCAACCUGUGUACGAGGCAUUUCGGUGUCCGUUUAGGCAAUAGGCUACGUAAUCUGCAGGCAUGGGCCGAAUCUCAAGGCUUGGAACUAGCUGCUGAGUGCCACCUAGCGAAGAUAGUUCAGUGUGCUCAUCUACUUCAAGCGCCAAAGUAUGCUCCUGAGGAUCUAGCCAAUUUAUCCGCUGUUUGUUUUAAGUUGAACUCAAUGCAAGUGGGAGCUUUGCUGAUGCAGUAUAAACCUGAGCCAACUGAGAAAAUAGCAGCUCCGUCAAUGCUGGAACAAGCUUCGAAAGCAGCAGAGAGUGUAGCAGAUGAACUGGCUCGAGCGGAAGGCCGCGAGGUGGCGUUAUUUGAAGAACCGGCACCCGCUCUUCAAUUGUUACUGCCCGAUGACGGGUAUAGCUGCGACGUGGUGCAAGGAGUUCCUCCUGGACUGGCUGAUUUCCUGCAUCCGCUCCAGGCCGCUGGAUUAUGCAGGUUGGCAGCUCAGCCGACUAGUAGUGGACAAUGGACGGUUUACAUGAACGCGCCUAGACCUCCGUCGGCUAUGAGCACCACACAACCGGAGGUUCAAGUGAUUCGUCUUCACAAAUCAGGCGGUGGCAUGGGCCUGUCUAUCGUAGCAGCUAAGGGAGCAGGGCAGGAACGACUAGGUAUAUACAUUAAAUCUGUUGUAGCUGGAGGAGCAGCUGAUAGAGAUGGUCGCCUAGCAGCAGGAGAUCAGCUGCUCAGUGUUGAUGGUCAGUCAUUGCUAGGAAUAACCCAGGAAAAAGCAGCCGAGUUCUUACAAAGGACAGGGAGUGUAGUAACCUUAGAGGUCGCUAAAGCAGGAGCUGUAUACCAUGGCUUGGCAACAUUGCUACAACAACCUAGCCCAACACCAGCACAUAGAGGAAAAAUAUGCAGAUGCCGUCACAUUCAUUUACAUAGACAUGGAAAGUAUAAAACAUUAAUAUCUUUAGAGCCAGAAAGUUAUGCAGUAGCAGGUCCCCGACGAAUGUCGGAGCGCGACUUGCCAUCUAAAGUGGACCAGGAGCGCGCCAUCCCAGCGUCCAAAUCGGUGCCCGCGCUGCACCAGAUCCACGCGGGAGGUAGCGGUGGCGGUGGCGACCCUUCUCGACCGCCCCUUUACCAACCGCCCGCUCCCGACGCGUACGGCAGUCGUCCCGUGCCUGGCGCCGCCGCCCACCUCGCGCAGAAUGGAGGCGGCGUCGUGGCGCCCGGUCUGCGCAGUCGUAGCACGCACAAUCUGCAUCAACAGCAGCAGCAACAACAAGAUGGCGGCUUCUACCAGAAUCUGAGCAUAUACAGGAAUAAGGUGCCAAGUCCGCAACAUCUUGGUGAUAGGACUUCUGUACUCCGCAGCUCCCAGAACUCUUUACAUUCCUCCGUAGCCAACUCCGGGCAACAGCGACCCGCAUCGGCGUACUACCCCCCUGCCCCCGCAUCAGCGGCUAUCUCUCGGCCCCCCGGGGUGGGCAACCAUCUCCAUCAAUCCAUACCCAACCUGAAAAGCCCCCCCUCCACCCAUCGAUUGCAUGGCGAUGAGCAAGUGGGAAGGACGGGCAGUUAUCCCAACGUGCAGGGGUACUAUACUGCCACCUCCACCGGAGCUCCCUAUCAGAGACACUAUGCGACGGAGGAUGGCAAAAUGCCAUUUUAUGGAAAUCAUACGGGUCAGUCAUAUCCAAGCCCCACCCAUAAUGGUGGGUAUGGAAAUAACGGGUUACAGCAGCCAUUACAUAUCAAUCCGAGCAUAAGACAGGAAGAAGUACGAUACAGCAAUACUGGUGGUGGACUACUCCGGGAGGAUGUGUUCAGGCAAUCUGAAAGACUGAGACAUGAAGAAAUGAUGAGUAGGUACCCCAGUCAGCCUGCGAUCCACACCAGCCGUCUCGCCGAUCUGCCAACGGAUCGCCUCCCGUCCGAAAUCCGGCCGUCGAAGAGCGACGACGCUCUAAAGCAUCACGCGAUCGGCGAAAUCUCGCGUUACGCCAGCAGCGGCAACGUCGCCAAGGUGGACGGACCUUUAGUGACGAGAGCGGUCCAAGAGGAUCGACACUUGAGAGGGGCGGCCAAGCUGGCCGAGAUGAGCGAGGAGGUGCGGAGGCGGCAGAACAGGGUCCAGUACAACCAACAGCGCGACUACUACCAGCAACAGUACUACAACCACAUGAUGUCCCAGAACGCGCAGAGCAUGCAGAACCUGAGUAUCAACCCGCACCCCACCUUCAAUCACACCCCGCAGCAGCAGUAUUCGCCCCAGCAAUCCUCCUACUCUUCCCAACAGAACUCGUACCCACCUCAACAGAACUCUUAUCAGAACCCGUUGUCACCAACGUACAAAACGCCACCUGUGGCGCCCAAACCACAUCACAAGAAGGAUGAUGUUCCAGAACCGCCUCCUACGAGCACCCAUCCUUUGUACUCGGCUAGCUUGCAGGAUCCGCCGAAGAUGGCGUUUUACCCUACAGCCAUACCAGGUACUAGCAACAAACCUCCAGCGCGCGACCCUUGGGCUCGUGAAGAGCAAGAGAGACAGCAAGAGGUGCGAAGAGAAGCGGCGCGUCAGUGGCAAGAGCAACAGAUCAGAGAAUUGGCAGCGUUGCCGAGACGUACGCCUCAACAGGAGGAGCAGCUGAGGGUGUUACAGCUAGAGAAGGAAUUCCAGAGGAGGGCGGCCAUGGAAGCGGCUGAGCUGGACGAUGACGAUACAGAAAAGGAAAGUCCAUCGCCAAAGAUGCCCAGUCCUAGUCCACCUCUACCAACCAUCACGACACAGUCUGUUAGUUCUCUGACGACAACAACUAGCACCAGCAAAUUGGAAUCAUCACAACUAUCUCCUACUUCGAUUCUCAAAUCUAAUGGCAAUGCUUUGAGCAGUACAUCUAACGGAUUACAACAACACCAAACGCCAUCCUACUCCCAUUCUCAAAUACACCAACAGCCACAACAACAACCCCACCAGCCUCAACCUCAACAACAACAGCAGCAGCAACAACAUUCACCAAUCGAGAGUCAAGCUCAGCCCCCUGCACCUCCAGAAAGGGGCUCUAGCUUCACUGUGAUGUCCAUGAGGGUGAAGGAGACCACGAAACGGGUCUCGUUCAACGACACCUCGGCUAACAGCACUUCUCCUCAGCAGCAACAGCAUUCUCCACAGUCGCCGCAACAGUCGCAACCGCCAACCACGUUGCAGCUUGAUGAGAUUGUACGGGAAGAUCCGAAUCAUACUGGAUUUUGAUUAAGCAAUUUGUUUUGCACCAACAAUAGCAAGAGUUUUAUCCGCCAAGCUGAGUCAAUGCUCGCGUCCCCAGCAACGCCUACAGAUCCAAGUGGCAGUGGAGGAACUUCUGUUGCUACGCCAGGUGUCAUCGGAGCUCAAGAGGUGUACCGUGACCCAAGAGCUCGUCGCCUGGCCGAACAAGCCCAACAGAAAGACAAAACCCGUAGCGAAGCCGUGCCAGAGAAGCUCUCCUUCAAGGAGAAGAUGAAGAUGUUUGCCAUGGAAACCGGGGAGCCAGACACUCCGAAAGAUAAGAGCAAGAUUAGCAGAGCGCAAAGGGAAAUCGACAACAUCUCAACGCCCAGCAGCAAUUUGGUGCAUUGAUGAGCAUGAAUCAAGAUUAGUUUUUAUGGAAUUUGUCGCACCUUUUGUACGUGUUUUCUACUCUGGUCUAGUGACAGAGGCGUAUAGAGGAAAAAUGUGUACAUAUAUGCCACCACAUUCCACCCGCAAGGGGAUAUUUUGUUGAAGUGGCAGUGGCGGAUCUAAGGUUCCCGGGCCCGAAGCAAAUACUUCGUAGGGGACCCUCGAUUUUCAAAACUGGAGCACAGUGCGUCAUUUAAGGUUCGUCUCUGUCAGCCUGUACCUUGGAAGGCGAGAUAAAUAAAAAGCAUACAAUAAGAAGAGUCAUAUCAGCCCACAAUUCAUUGGUUUUAUGUAUAUUUCAAACAAGUUUUUUCUUUUGCAAUACCGAAUGUUAAUUUGUUGUUUAAAUACUUAGUAGAGCGUAGAUGGUUUCCGAAAAAUAAGAGUGAAUGAACAGCGAAAAAGAUAGCUUCAAUGAAGCUGUUGAAAACAUUUUACAUUAUGACACAUCCGUAGGGUACAUAGAUACAAAAUAUUACUAAGAAGAAAUGAGCAUUCUUAAAAAACAUAAUUCCGGAAAAAUCGAUCAACAUUCCACAUUUUCAAAUGUGCUUUAUAGCAAAUAUCUUGCAGGUCGUUUAAAUAAUCGAUAAACUUGAAGAACAUCUAUACAAAUUUUGACGUAUUGCUCAUAUAAUUUGGAAAAACCACAUUUUCCGAAAAUAAAACUUAUACAAAACUCUAUUUCGUCGUUAUGUAGCGUAUAAAAAAGUGAAAGCAUUGGAAACAAUAUUAAUUCAUUAAAAAGUGCCCAAGGUUAUUGAAUAUAUGUUUGAUGCUUAUUGCAGAAACGCAAAUCCUUCACAUAUUCACUUUAUAUUUAAUAAUCACGUAUUCAAGUAUUCUUUCAAUCAAUUUACACAGAUAUCCCUCAAAUUAAACCUGUUUUCGGAAAGGGAUUAUUAUUUGUAAAGUAACACCCAUCAACAUCGACUGAGAGCCCUUGAGUGCUGAGUUCCAUGUGAGGUUUGAUCUACCCUUGGAAACAAUGCAACAGUAACACUUCCUUGAGGAAGGUUCAAGCGAGGAUUUAAUAUUUUCAUUUCACAUUAGGCUGUCAUUGACUUCAGAAAGAUCAACUAGAAUGAUUUUUUAACUGCUAGGGAAAUAUCCAUAGUUUGAUUUCUGAAGUGCAAUAUUCUAUAUGAGAGCUUAGCAUUUUUGUUCUUUGAAACAUUCCAAAAUUCAAAAUAACAAAUAUGCAGACGAUGCGCUAUUUUAAGCAAACAAUUAAGCCUUCAUGAAAUGUCUGGUCUCAAUAGUCCAUUCUAUAGGGUUUUCCAUUAAGGACUUGACAACUUUCUUUUUAAGUAAAACGCAAACCAUUUGAGAUAUCUCAAAAAUUAUGAAUUAUACUCAAAACAUUUAUGUAUGGAAUUCGACCUCGUUCAUAUGUCCACCACGGGCACGUUCGCAGGAUCGAUUCGUUGAACCGAAUUUUCUAUGACCCGGCCACACAUUUCGACAGAAAUGGCCGCUAUCUCUCGUUCAAUAUUGGCUCUGAGCUCCUCUAACGAUGCCGGCUUAUUGGCAUAGACCAAUGAUUUAAUGUAUCCCCACAGAAAAAAAGUCUAGAGAUGUCAAAUCACACGAUCUAGGCGGCCAUUCGACAGGACCAUUUCUCGAUAUAACAUGUUCACCGAAUUUUGAUUUCAAUAUGUCGAUUUUUUCACCCGCUGUGUGGCUUGUGGCACCGUCUUAUUGAAACCACAUAUCAUUAACGUCUAAUCCCAAUUGACCAAAAAAAAGAAUGUUGCAACAUGUCUCUGUAGCGAUCUCUGUUGACUGUAACGUGACGGUCAUUUUCAUCAACGAAAAAAGAAAAAACGACCCAAUGGCACCACCGGCAUGAAAACCACAAGAUACAGUUAUUUUUUGUGGAUUAACUGGUUUUUCUUGAAGCACAUGAGGGUUUGUACCUAACCAGUAAUGCAUAUUCUGUUUGUUGACGAAGCCGUUUAGCCAAUAAUGCGCGUCAUCACUGAAAAUGAUUUUGCGAUGAAAUUGGUCAUUUUCUUGCAACAUUUCUAGAGCCCAAUCGGGAACUUACGUCGGUUCUUAUGAUCGAACAGUUUUAGUUCUUGAGUUAACUUGAUCUUGUAAGGGUGCAGGUCAAGAUCUCUUCACAAAAUUCGCCAUAGUGUGGUCUGAGCGAUGCCCAAUUCUUGAGAACGCCGUGGAAUCGAGGUGUUCUGUUCGUUUGCGACGGAAGCUUGAACGGCAGCAAUAUUCUCGGCACUUCGACCAACCCGUUCACACUGGCACGAGAACGUCUAGCAGCGAAUAUGUGGAAUGAAGUUUUUUUUACUAGACUAUGAAUGCUUGUCUACUGGGACGAGAACUACGACCAAAAGUUGUCGUUAACGCUCUUGAAGUUGCAGUUACCAACUCGGAAUUUCGGUAGUGAAUUUUAAUUAUUUGUAAGCGUUGUUCGUUCGUGUACUUCAUCAUGAUGAAAAUGUUUUCUUUACUGAAUGUUUUGACAUUGACAGUUCGGUAAUUGAUUUGAAGGUGCGUUCACAGUGAAAGUUUAAAGUUGUCAAGUCCCUAUUGGAAAACCCAUCCAAUAGGAAAAAGGCAGUUUUUAAAAAAUUACUCUAUAGAGAAUAUUAUUACCCCAGCUGUUACUAAAUCAUUCUACUUGCUUUAGAUUAGAUGUUCUUCCACAAUGUUUUCAGUUGUUUACGGGUUCUUUUCGGUGUAUUAUUUUGGUUAAGGUUUUUGCAAUUCGCUCUCAAGCAUCGCCCGUCAAUGUGAUUGAACAGCUAUCUGUUUUUUUUUUAUUUUCAACAAUUCCUUUAAAUUUAUCCAGGAUCUCGGUCAGAUGCAUUUUCUUUGCUUCGCUAAAUUCCUUUUAGGUUUGGUUUCACACAUGAAAUUAUUACGAAAGAUUUGAUUCUUUUUGAAAUACUGUACCAAGCUAUCAAGUAGUGUAGCCCAUAAUCUGUGGUACCAAGGCUGUAUGCUGAAUCUGACAGAUGUGAUGUACAAACUACAGCUAGCCCAAGUUCCGUGCAGUACUGGCUCCGAGUCCGCUAUAAAUUCAAGGCAGCAACUACAUUACUAUUUUACAUUAUUCAACAAUAUUUAGCACAGAAAUAAAACAUUCUGUCCCAGAUUUAUCAAUAACAUGCUAAAUACAUUUGGUUACCAAAGAAAAAUCUUUCUGACAUCAAUGUUAGCCUGUGAUUACAUCUGUUGUAGCAUACUGUGAAAUGCAAAUAUUAAAUCCUCCUUUGAACGACCCUCAAGGAAGCGUUAUUGCUACCAUGUAUACAUUAUUCAAAACUGCAGAUCAACCCUCAAAUGGCAUACAGUCCUAAAGGGACGUCUAUAAACUAGACUUGAUAAAUCUUUAAGAAAGUGUUUCAAUGUUGGUGCUAAACAGUCUCUUUGGAGAGCUCGUGAAGUAACAAUAAUUUUAAGUGGAGAAUCGAGACCAAGUUUCUCAAGGUGUUAGAAAUAUUUUGUGGCAAACAAUUUUCAACUGGAAUCUUUAUCUAAAAGGAUUUUAGGUUUAUUAUUGUUUAGAAAAGUAUCAGUUGAAUUCAAGUUAAAAAAGUCUUGAAACAUAAAACGAAAACUACUUCCUUCCAACCCACAAAUGAUAGCUCAUUUGUUUUAAAUAUAUCUUCCAAUUCAUAGUCAGAUUUGUAAACACUAUCUAGACUUAUUACUAAUUUCAGCUCUAUGGUGGUUUUGCUUUUUUCCGAUACACCUCAACAUUUGUAUCUAAACACCAAUUUUUGCUCACUUGUCUUGGAAUAGCGACAUGCAUACCGAAUUUGAGCAAAUCGAACCAAUAAGACUCUCAUAUAGUCAAAAUAUACAAAAUUCUUUUUCCGUAGAUAUCUAUAUUAAUGACAUCUAUAUAAGCAACUUGUGAUAGUUUUAAUAAUAUAAUCCUCUUACUAACGACCAAGUAUUAUUCCAUAGAUCAUUUUACAUAUAGUCAUUUUGAGGUGGAUUCAUUAUAUUGCCCAAAACUAUACUGAUAUUCAAAUUAAACUUUUUAACCUAAGAUAUUACAAACUUUAGAAAAUUUUUUAACAACUUUGAAUUUCUGGUUAAACUUUUGCAAAGGACAAUUUGGGUUUACCUGUAAUAUCCGAAACAGAUGUGGUAACAAUGAAGGGGCUCAAAGCCUGUCGGUGUAAAAUGAAGCCUUCACGAACCAGACAAUGUAUUUAUCCACAUUCAGUAAAUUUUGUAGAUGUAAUCAGAUGUAGUUUGCUGAACAUCUUUGCCUGAGGAAUGACCCUCAUGACUGAUAAUUGUAAAUUUUGCUGCCUAAUCAUAGACAGAAAAAUUGAUAGAUUUUGACUGAGGUGAACAUAAAUUGACAAAGAUAACUUCACAGACAAAUGAAGUGUUACAUGUGUAUGUUUUGGAUGAAGCAGCAAAGCUUACAAGUCUCAUUUAAUUUACUAUGUGCCGUCCAAAAGAAGAUAGCAAUGAACAACGAUAAUUGGUUUGCUUUAUUUAUAUGGACUCUAAACGACGUUUCACGAGCUUAGAAUUAUUGCCUUGAAACCAUAAUCUAUAUCUGUAUAAAUGUGAAUGUCUGUCCAGACUGUCAAAAUCAUAUCUGAACCUCAAUACGGAAAGACGUAAAAUUUGGACAGCUUUUUGCAGAAAGGAACCAACCCAAAAAGACAAUUAUUGAGCAAUUAGGCUUUACAGUUUUGACAAUGGUAACAAAUUCAUUCCAGACCAAACACGAUUUUAAUUAAUUGCAUACUAAAGGCUUUAAAUAUGUGUAUGGAUCUUUUUUUACAGUAAAUGGUAUUGCUUGUAAUAGUUUAUUUUCCUAAAAUCUAGAUUCUAGGAUCAGUCCAUUUGUACACUUAUUUAUUGAAACCCAAAAAGUAUAGAUAGAUCAAAAUAUAUCGGAAAAUACGUUUCCUAGAGAAAAACGUAGAGUGAAGUUGUAAGGUUUGAAAAGAUCCAUCCAUUGGUUAUCUGUAACGUGACCUUGACAGUGAUCUUCAAAGUUAUUUAAAGUUAAAGACUCAAAAUAGGAGCUGCUGUCCUCCAUGCCUAACUUUCAGGAGUAAUAGAAGGGCUAAAUUCAGGCAAUUGCAUAAUUCUUUUCAAAUAAUUGCCCUAUAUCAAUUCUCAUAUGUAACUUCAAUAUAACUUCAUCAUGAAGUAUUGUGAUUUUUAUCUAUUAUUAGUGUCAUUAUAGAUGGUAAUCAAAUCAGUCUCGAAAAAAUUCUAGCUUAUUCUUGUAUUAAUCACAUCGCUUGAAUACUUGCCAUUAUAUCAAAUUUCAAAAUAAUUUGAUUUUUUUUCACUAUAAAUGAAACCCGUAUUCUUCCUAGAGAAAAAUGUUGUAGAGCAAAGUUGUAAGUUUUGAAAAGAUCCAUCCUAUGGUGAUCUCAAACGUGACCUUGACAGUGAUCUUCACUUAAUAGCCCAAUUUUCCGGAGUAAUACAAGUGUUAAAUUCAGAUAAUUGCUGCUAUACUUUACAAAAAAUUGAACUAUAGUAAUUCUCAUAUGUAGUUUCAAUGAAUCAAUUAUUGUGAAUGUAACUAUUAUUAGGCCUGAAUUAAAGCCAUCUCAGAAAAAUUCUAGCUUAUUCUUAUGUUAAUUACAUCGCUUGAAUACUUGCUAUUAUAUUAAAUUUUCAAAAUAAUUUGAUUUUAUUUACUCUAAACGAAACCCCUAUUUUGACGCCAAACAUGUGAAGAGCGGAACAUUUUUGGGGGAAAGAAUGUCUUAGAAUAUGACCUUCAUGAUUAUUUGAGUACAUCUAUAAAGUAGGGGAAGGGCAAAAUACAUUAAAAAAAUAAUAUGUAAUAAAGUUGUAAGGCUUGAAGAAAUUCAUUCAGUGGCGACCUUGAACGUAACUAUGACCUUUGAUACUCAUUUAAAGGUCAAAACAGACUUCUUACUAUUUUUUAGAUACCAGAAAUAAAAAGAGCAAGCAACUUCAUCCUCAAGUAUGUCCUUGAUCAUGACUAUGACGAUCAAUGUCAUCUGAAGAUCAAAUGCAUUUUUAGCCGGAAACAUCUGUUUUUAUUUUAUGAAAUGCAAAUUGCGGACAACUCUAAGUUCAAUUAUAUCCUUUUUUCAGAUAAUCAGAUAAAUUUUCAAGUGACCUUACUUUUCGUUGGGUAUAUAAACAAAGCGACACAUUGAAAUUAAUCACCUUUGUGAUUGAAACGUUCACAAUAAAGGAAAUACACGUGGUUUUGUUGACGAGACUACCAUGGGGGGAUUAUUGAAGUUAAUUUAUUCUUGCAUUAAAAUGUUAAUUGCAUAACUUUGAAUAUUGCAUUUCUUUUUCCAAAACCAAUCUCCGUCACACUAAUAAAUAACCUAUACCUUACACUACUUCCAUGCGAGCGGAGCCGCGGGCUUAGUCUAGUGUAAAAUAAAAUGAAAUGAACCUUGAAUGUAAAAUAAUUGCUUGGGUAAUUAAUUUUCAUAUAGUGAAACAUUCUAAAAUUGACGUCCUGUCAAAUUUCAGUUCAGAAAAAUGAUUUCGAUACUUAAAGGCGCUUAUUUUUACUAAAGUUUAAACCAGUAACUGUUUGGAAUCUUGCAGACUGUAGACAUUUCAAGUAAGGCACUAUAUGUUGUCUCUUCCAGCUCAACUUUGAGGUUUCACUUUAGCAUCGUCUAAUCUGCUCGGUAUUUCCUUGGUAUCCGUCGAAAUAUAGAGAUAUCGUGUUUUUGCAUACAUUUGUUUAAAGUAACAAAAGUCAUCAACUGUAUGCAUCUUUAUUUGAUGCCUGUUUUCGGAUAAAAUCUUAUAGUUUUAUGCUCGUGACAUCGUCUAUAUCCAAACGUAGUGGCUUAUGAAGUGAUGAAAAAUUGUUUUUCCUUUUUUUCUUCCGCUGUCUUUUCCCAUUUUACUGAAUAUAUAUUGUAUUAUAAAGUAUGAUAAAAUCCCUAUUUUUUUGUCAAUUUAUACAUAGAUAAAUUAUUUUGUAGAACUAGCUUCUAGAUAUUUUUAUAAUUUGAAAGCAAUACUUGCACAUAAGGACCAAUGUUCGAUAUACUAUACAUAUUAUAUAUACACCUUUAUUGCAUUUCAUUUUGAUUUUUAUUUUGAAUUGACAUUUCAGUAUAAAUGGAUAAAAUUGCUUUAAGUAUAUGAACAACGCGUAUAUUCGAGUCCUAGUGUACAUAAAAGUGUAUUAUACUGAAAGAUCUAGAUUUAUUCGUCUUAUAGACUAUAGAACAGAUUGAUUUGUUCAUUAUAUAUUACCUAAAAAUAAAUAUAUAGUCAUUGCAAACAUGUGUUUGAUUCCAAUAAAGCCGACCUUUUAAAAUAUAAUAUAUAAAUAUACAGGGCGUCCAAUAAGUACCACGACAAACUUAAGGAGAAGGUAACACACAAUAACAAAAACUUACCUAUAUAAAAGUGUCACCGUUUUUGGGAGAUUGAAUUUUUUCUUAGAUUUAAAAAAAACGAACCUUUGCAUCUGUGGUCUUUAGCUGCAUGCACAAAUAAGGUUAUACUUUGUUCAUUUUUUCUAUAAAAUAC